UCGGGAGAGAGACAAACACAUGGCUGGGCACAUAUUAUUUGGGAAAAUGUUUUCCGUUCAGGUUUAUGAUCAUCACCUCAAUCCUGAAAAUUUCACCAUUCUGGUCCCUCGCGUAUGAAAAAGAUGAAGUUUCUGGACUGGUACUUGAAGAUAGCAGCUGGGUCCGCCUUGAUCGGAGCUUCAAUGGAGUACUUCAUGAUUCAAACCGGUUUCUACGACAAGGUAACUGUUCUAGAGUCUGAGAAGCGAGCUUGGGAGAAUUCACCAGAAGCUGAAGCAAUCAAAAAGGCUCUCAAUCCUUGGAGGGAGCAUGAUAAGGAGGAGACAAGAUGUAAUUCCUAGUAUGCUGUUGCUUCUCUUUCUUGGCUUUCACUUGAUUCACAAAACGGCUACAAGGAGAAUCAAGAUUGACAAGUGAUUGGAGAACCAUGAUCAAAUUUUCAAACUUGGAUUUGUUCAUGCUUUAUAUAAUUGUUUUGUUUUCAAUUGUGAGUAGGCAUUGCGGGAUUUGAUUAAAACCUCAGAGAUCUGUGAACUGGGAAUUUGGAAGAGAAGAAAUUGAAACUUUUUUUUUGGGAGAAAGAAAUCAAAACUUCCGAUGUAAUCUCUGCUAUUAGACUAAAGUGACUGACAGAAUCCAACUUUCAUAUGCUGUCUUCUUAUUUUGUUCAAUUUGCAAAGAUAGUGGAUCAGAAUUAUUCACAUCCAUUCAAUUGUAUGUAUGAUUUUACCAAUUUGCGAGAAGAAACAUUCUAAUUCAAAUAGUGGUUUUUGAUUGGGC
Macadamia integrifolia is the source of this 781-nucleotide messenger RNA. RefSeq lists its product as uncharacterized. The coding region runs from base 115 to 342 and encodes 75 amino acids. The record is from RefSeq and is a predicted model, not a curated record. NCBI's taxonomy places the organism in Eukaryota, Viridiplantae, Streptophyta, Magnoliopsida, Proteales, Proteaceae. The transcript has 3 exons.